Messenger RNA from Cottoperca gobio, 4586 nucleotides. RefSeq names its product RAB11 family interacting protein 4 (class II) b (gene rab11fip4b). Gene Ontology annotation, cellular component: midbody; recycling endosome membrane; endocytic vesicle. The record is from RefSeq and is a predicted model, not a curated record. Lineage: Eukaryota; Metazoa; Chordata; Actinopteri; Perciformes; Bovichtidae. Gene Ontology annotation, biological process: endocytic recycling; regulation of cytokinesis. The transcript has 14 exons. The coding region runs from base 368 to 2122 and encodes 584 amino acids.
GUCAGCCGGCGAACCAGUCAGCGAGAGAGGGAAAGUGUGUGAGGUGCAGAGUCUGUGCUUGUGUGUGUGUGUGUGUGUGUGUGUGUGUAUGUGUGUGUGUGUAUGUGUGUGUGCAUGUGUGUGUUUUACACACAGAGAGAGAGGAGAAGCCAGGCAGCCGGUGCAGUGUUUUUAAAGUGAACGAUACAUACUACUCCGCUCCUCUUGCCUCUCUUUGGACUAUACCACUAACAGGGACUCACCCUUUGGACUAUCCCGACUCUUCCUCCUCCUCUUGAAGGGAACACCUGUGUGUGUGUGCGCGCGUGUGUGUGUGUGUGUGUGAGCCAAGACAACGGACUUAGCCCCGGCGAACAGGGAACAGUGGAUGACUUCAGCGGAUGAGGGUUUGGCUGGUGGAAAGAGGGGCACUGCUGACCAUGGACCCCCCUCACUUGUAAACGGGGGUGGUGAAGAGGUGCAGCUUUGUCCGGUCAUCAUGUGCACACGGGCCUAUCCUGACUCCGUCCCCGAGUGCCAGCUUUUCCCGGGAGAGGUGGAGGAACCUGAGGAGGAGGCAGCAGACGAGGGCAGGGAGAAGGAAUCAGACAGAGACAGUGCAGUGGAAAGCACCCAAGGGUCAGACACCUCCGACGGGCCGAUUAGACCUGGAGACAAGGGAGACAUUCUCGGGGAUCUCUUUUUCUCUGGGGUGAAGGUUGCCCAGACCAGCGCCUCCGUGACUUCUGACUUAUCGACACGUUCCUCGGCUUCUCUGAACGAGGAGCAGUUUGAGGACUACGGAGAAGGGGACGAACCGGACUACACUCCCAGCAGCCCCUGCCCGGACGACGAGACUCGAACCAACGGGUACUCCGACCUCGGAUCAUCUGUUCCCUCUAGUGCGGGCCAGACUCCUCGUAAGGUGCGUCAGCAUUACACCGGUGAACUGAUGGAUGUCUACUGUUCUCAGUGCAGUAAAAAGGUCAACCUGCUAAAUGACCUGGAGGUUCGCCUCAAAAACCUCAAGGCUAACAGCCCCAACAGGAAAAUCUCCAGCACGGCUUUUGGAAGGCAGCUGCUUCACAACAGCAACUUGAGCAGCAGUAACGGCAGCACGGAAGACCUUUUCCGAGAUAGCAUCGACUCCUGCGACAUCGACAUCAAUGAGAAGGUGAGCUCUCUGGAGAAGAAGGUGGCAGAACUCGAGAAUGAGAUUCUAAUGAGCGGUGAUCUCAAGUCCAAGUUGAAGCAGGAGAGCACACAACUAGUACACAGGGUUAAUGAGCUGGAGGAGCAGCUGAAGGACCAGGAGACGCGAUCAGAACAGAGUCUGCAGGAGGAGCUAAGACGACACCGGGAGUCCUACAGCAAGAUGGAGAGAGACAAGAACACACAGAUAGAGCUGCUGACCAACCGAGUUAAGCAGGUGGAGGAGGAGAACAGUGACAUGGCUUUUAGCAUGUGUCGGCUCAAAUCGCAGUCUGAGAAACUGGAUGAGGAGAAGCAAAGGAUGACAGACAAGCUGGAGGACACCAGUUUGCGCCUGAAGGAUGAGAUGGACCUCUACAGGAAAAUGAUGGACAAACUAAGACAGAACAGACUCCAGUUCCAUAAAGAAAAGGAAGCCAUGCAGGAGGUGAUAGAGGACCUGCGUCGAGAGCUGGAGCAUUUGCAGCUCUUCAAGCUGGAGGCAGAGAAGCCUGGCCGCAGUCGCAGCUCGUCCUCUGGGCUGGCAGACUUCAACAGCAGGACCAGGGAGAUGGAGCUCGAGCACGAGGUCAAGCGGCUCAAGCAGCGAUUUGUGUCCCAGGACUUUCUUCCCGCUGAAUUCCAGCACCUGCUGUUGUCUGGAGCUCGGCUCCGUCCUGGUCUGAUGGAGAACCAGAAGCUGAGGGAGCAGAACGAUGAUCUUAACGGUCAAAUCCUCAGCCUGAGCCUAUAUGAAGCCAAGACCCUGUUCGCCACGCAGACCAAGGCCCAGUCUCUAGCUGCCGAGAUAGAAAAUGCCUCCAGAGACCAGUUAAUGGAAGCCCUGAAGGAACAGGAAGAAAUCAACAUACGUCUGCGACAGUACAUGGACAAAAUCAUCCUGUCCAUCCUGGACCACAACCCCUCCAUCCUGGAGAUCAAAGGCGACUAGCAGUGACUCAACUGGAAUGAGAAUCGUUCCCAGUCUCAGGAGAAUGAGGACCAUUCCAGUUGUUUGAUCAGAACCUGCAGCCCGAGUCAGGAAUCUGUACAGGAAAACAGAGACAAGCAGAGCCAGUCUUAGAAACUGGAACAUAUAAAUAAACACGCAUCGCCCCCUGCUGUUUGUGGUGGGAAGAACUUCUGGAAAGGGAUUCUGCGCUAAAGGGAGUUUUCUCAACUGCAGGUCAUACUACUGUGACACUUCAACUUGAUCUAUCCUGCUCAGUUUGUAUUCGCUGUCUAUGCUGUGAACUGUAGUUACUGUCACAACUUUGAUCUCAUACGACAAAACAGGAAUACCCUGCGCUCAACAUGCUUUGAGGAUCAACAAAGUCGCUCGACCUAGUGCACUGGACAUUUGUAUCUUGACAUGGAACAAUGUAACAAACCUGAUGUGGGUUCUACUGUAUCCUGGUGUAAUAUUAGCUGCAUUAUCCACAGAUGGACAGUUUGGUAUGAUGUUUUAGGAAAUGACAGUGAGGCAGACGAACAAGUUGGCAAGCAGACUGUAAACCCGACCCUCAGAGGCAUGAAGGCAGACCGGUCAAGUGUUGCCUGAUCUGUAAGCUGCCCAUCUUUUCUCCUCUGUCAUGUAGGUGUUGGACAAGCAAGUUUUAAGAAAGGAUUGAGAAAAGUGUCAAAAGUGGUCAGAGAAAGAAAACAUAAAAAAAACCUAUAAGUACAGGGGACACAGAAGAUUUAAAGUAAAGCAUCUCUUCCCCUUUUAGGAAGCGGGGCGUCAGAUGAUGGACCAUGUAUGCAAGCAAAUUAGGGUUUUAGUGAAGUCGGUGAUGGUUAAUUGAAGGUGAAUUUGUUUAUUCUUGUCUUCCAGUAACCUUGCAACAGUACUUGCAGUGUCAAUCAGUCCAAUAGUGAAUCUCUUUCACUGAGAAGUGGCCCUUAGCUGGUUCAGAUGAGUAGUCGAGUGUCACUUUAUGGAGUAGAAGCUGCAACCAAGGAGUGUCUUUAAACUGUAACUUCCAUGGCUGCUAUUUGCUAGCAACGCUUUGGCUUGAGAAGGUACAUUGUUGCUAGCAAUAGUCCCAAUGAUGUUGCGCUGAAAUGUAAGGAUAUGAAUGUACAGGGUGUGUGUUGAAUUUACGUGGAAGUGACUGGUAGCCAUUGUAACAUGGUUUACUGAAUCAUCUCUCUAUGCUCAGUGAAAUCAACUCGGAUAUUGUACAUGAGCAUGCACAGGGGACUCACUUUUUGGUACAAAUAAACUGGAUUAGCAUUCUCAUUAAAGCCUACAGGUUGCAGAUUGUUUUUAAAGCCCUCUGAAACUCUAAUACUGUAAAUAUCAUCAAUGUACAAUGGGAUAUUUCACUUUCUUUAAGGCCAAAAAGGCUUUUUAAACCUUAACUUAGCUGUAAUUGGUUAGGAUACGUUGUAACACACACGUACAGUAUUCAGUACUGUAAUGAAGAGGGCAUUGUUCGGAGAUGGGAAACAAUUUCAAUCUGCUGUAUUAUGUAAUUCUUCUAAACUUGAGUUUUGCUUCAUUGCACAAAAAAAAACAUUUUUUUCCCUCUUGCAUGGUUCACCUUUUCUUCUGUCUGUGCCUUUUGAGGACAUUUUACAAGACGACAUGCUAUAGAUUUACAUAGUUUUUUGAAGGUACAUUCUAUGUCUAUGUCUGACAUAUUUUCUUGAUUUGUAAAUGUUGUAAUUAUAUAGUGAUACUUUGUAUUCAUGUGCCACUCACCACUCUUUUUCAGAUUGAUACUAUGAAAACCAUUUUAUACAGUUUUAUCACAAGAGAACUUGUGAUUGCUUAGGUGUCCUAUUAGUAAAGCAGUAUAGCACAAUGCUUGGUAUGGUACGCAGGUUAGCAUUUUGGGAAUAUUUAGAUUUUUUAAUACAGUGAGAGAUGUUUUUUUUCAUUUCUCAGUUUUUUUGGUAGUCACGGUAAAUCCAUUGCUUUUCAAUCUGCUUUAAACUGGCUUUUUAUAGGGUUAUAAACUGUCUUCCUAACUUAAACUAAAUGAUGAGAAUUAUGAGCAAUAUUAACUUAUUUACGGAUACCUGCGGAUUGUGUCUUGUUUUGCUUCACAAAUCUUUUCACUCUAUAGCUGCCAUUCUAGAUUUUAUAAAAAAUUCAACAGUACAUUAAGCUGUAAAUUUUGUCACAAAUUUACCAUUUCUAGUAGCUCUAAAUUUUGAAUCUUUAGGGCUAUCCAAUGUGAUGUAGUCACUAUAAACGGCAAUAAAAAUGGCUUUGGCGUUGAUGCUGUCUCAUGAAAUGUCUUAUUUUUAAUUACAUUUAUUUCUCUUCAUUUAUAUAAUUUCUAAAACAAGAAUUUAUUCUAUGCCUACAGUGUAUGCUGCUGAUGUCUUAGUUUCCAUUGUGUUGUAUAUUGUGCUGUAAAUAAAAUCAUUUGAGCUGACAAUAAAUAACCCAUUUUAUCCAGUUA